Molecule: messenger RNA, 642 nt
Organism: Postia placenta MAD-698-R-SB12
Lineage: Eukaryota; Fungi; Basidiomycota; Agaricomycetes; Polyporales; Adustoporiaceae
Exons: 1
Coding region: 1-642 (213 amino acids)
Source: RefSeq, a predicted model, not a curated record
AUGUCCGCACCUGCAGCACCAUACAUACCAGAACCCGGUCAUAUCGCCGCCAUACAUUCGAGCGUGCUAGCACCAUUCGUAGUACUCUUCGACAUGGACAAGCCAGGAUCACAGGCAUCGGAAGAUUCGUCACUCGGCGAUCUCGGGACGGGUCUCAAAUUUCGGCCAUGUAUUGUGAUGAGCGCCGCGCCUGGGGAAGAAGUUACGAUCUGCAUCAUGACUACAUGGGGCGGCGCAUCUCUGGCGCAACUUCCGGACGUAUAUCAACACUUUAGCAUAGUCGUCAACCAAGGUGCUGACGAUUACGCUGGCAUCGUCGUAAACACGACACCCACGUGGCAAGUAAAAGGGGGAAGGACACAAUACUUGAUUCCGAUAGCCUAUGCACCAUGUUGGGCGCUACAUAGGCAAUGGAUGAAGGAAAAAGUGCCCUACGUGGCCACCCCGGAGCAAAUGGAUCGAGUCGACUGGUUUCGGUAUCAUCUCCUGCGGAUCUGGAUGGAUUGCCGUGAUAGUGAACCAGGAUUUGUAGCGGAAGAGCAGCGGAAAUGGCUGGUAUGUUCUUCACACAAACGGUACCAUGCAAAUCACAGUGAUACUAAGCGGAUUGAGCGUAGAAACAUGAAAUCGAACGCGGAAUAA